This is a messenger RNA of Rubroshorea leprosula, 655 nucleotides long. The record is from the annotation of a GenBank genome assembly. Lineage: Eukaryota; Viridiplantae; Streptophyta; Magnoliopsida; Malvales; Dipterocarpaceae.
AGGGCUGCUACACAAACACAAGCGAAUUGAAGAUCAUGAAGUGGAAGAGAUUGCUGAAGAGAGAAUUCGGGAAUUGCCUGAUCAAUGGCCGGAGUCGUGGCACUUCGAUUAGGAGCAAUGUAUUGGAAACAAUCGCACAAGGCGGAGGUGUUGUUUCUCAUGUUAAGGAGGACGGAACUGUAAGAAUGAAGAUUACGGUGAGGAAGGAAGAUUUGAAGCAAAUGCUGGGGAUGAUUAACUGUGAGAAGAAUACAAUCAGUACUCACCUAUCACCUUCCUCGCCGUUCUCCCCCGUGGAAGAACGCUUGAAUCUUUUGCGACGGAGACAUCUGUUAAGAGAAAAUGCCAUGAGGAAGAGCUGCCAGUGUUCAUGGAGUCCUCAGCUCCAGAGCAUUCCGGAGGAUGAAUGAGGAUUAACGAACUUACAACAAAACAUAAUCCAUGGAAUCAAAUCUCACCUUUGGUUUUCUUUCCUUUCUUUUUUUUUUUUCGUUCAUUUUUUUGGCCGUAGUUUCCUUUUCAAUCGUUGGAUAUGAAUGUUGACGCGUUUUUUCUUUUUUUUGGCACAGUGGAGGCCAGCCCUUCCUCUUCCAACUCAGCUCACCCAUGUUAUAGAAUUCCAACAUAAUAUUUCUAUUAAAUUAUUUAAAUUGUU